This is a messenger RNA of Fraxinus pennsylvanica, 456 nucleotides long. The record is from the annotation of a GenBank genome assembly. NCBI's taxonomy places the organism in Eukaryota, Viridiplantae, Streptophyta, Magnoliopsida, Lamiales, Oleaceae.
AUGCCGUGGAUAUUCAGAUACUUGAGGGGCUAUUCUAAUGCUUACUUGCAUUUUGGUAGAAAUACGGAUGGAGUCACUAGAUAUGUAGAUUUAGAUUAUGUAGGGAAUCUUGAUAAGAGAAGAUUACUUAUAGAGGCAGAGUACAUAGCCAUUACAGAGGCAUGUAAGGAGGCUAUGUGGUUAAGAAGAUUGAUUGGUGAAAUCAGUGAAGACUUACAGUUUUCUACAGUGUAUUGUGAUAGUGAGAGUGCCAUUUUUUUGAAUAAGCAUCAGAUAUUUCAUGAGAGAACUAAGCACAUUAAUGUGAUGUAUCAUUUUGUGUGUGAUGUGAUUGCUAAUGGUGAUAUUGUAGUGAGGAAUGUUGAUACCAAGAAUAAUCCUACUGAUAUGAUGACAAAGUCACUUUCCAUUGAUAAGUUUGAGCAUUACUUGAACUUAGUUGGUGUUCGUCAUUGA